Molecule: messenger RNA, 2257 nt
Organism: Pseudogymnoascus destructans
Lineage: Eukaryota; Fungi; Ascomycota; Leotiomycetes; Thelebolales; Thelebolaceae
Exons: 2
Coding region: 510-2249 (579 amino acids)
Biological process (GO): L-valine catabolic process; thymine catabolic process
Cellular component (GO): mitochondrion
Molecular function (GO): malonate-semialdehyde dehydrogenase (acetylating, [NAD(P)+]) activity; methylmalonate-semialdehyde dehydrogenase (acylating, NAD+) activity
Source: RefSeq, a predicted model, not a curated record
CGCCGCCUUUCGAAUUUACAUAUACCAGAAGCACAAACGCAUGUAAACUUCUGGCGCCGUACUGCAACCCGGCAUUGACACUACACAGACGCCUAUCAUCGCAACGAGCCUCAUCCAAUCACACCAUCGCAAUCCCACCAAAUCCCCAAUUCACCCCAUAAUUCCCCCAUUACCGUGGUUAUCCGUCGGUAAAGAGCCCGUCCAUUAGGCUCCAUUUCUCCAUUUCCCCAACAAUCACCCCACAGCAACCAGCCAUCACCCCGUCUAACUGAUAUCGUUACCCCCGUUUAGGAAGUUCUUUGCGGUACCGGCGAAGAAAUGGCUUGCAUUAAACUGUGGGCGGCCACUUGUCUUUAGUAUCGUGAACAUUGUUUGUGGGCAAAUAAAGCUCUAUCCCGCUGCUACUCGUGUAGUCUCUUUCUCUUCUCCUCUUUCUCCUCCUCACGUCUUUCUCCCUCUCCUCAUCUCCAGCCUCAUUUUUCACCUCUCACCUAUCCCGAUAAUUCACAAUGCGUCGCUCCAUUGCCCGCGGCGUCCCCGCGCUCGCCUCCCGCGCCCGCCCAUCCCUCACCCCCCGCCUCGCCGGCCUCUCAACCUCAACCCCAAUCCAAGCCUCCAAGUCCACCACAAUCCGCAGCCUGCACAUCACCUCACGCACCCAGCAAGCCUCCUCCGCCGGCGUUAAGCUCACCUCCACCACAACCUCCUACCCAACCUCGCACGAGAAGAUCCAGAACCCCGUCGACACCCCUUUCUUCAUCGACAACAAGUUCGUCGCCUCCACCACGAGCGAGUUCAUCGACCUCCACGACCCCGCCACCAACAAUCUCGUCACCCGCGUCCCGCAAAACACUGAUGAGGAGCUCCGCGCUGCUGUGGCGAGCGCGCAGGCGGCGUUCCCGGGAUGGCGCGCGACGAGCAUCGUGACGAGACAGCAGAUCAUGUUUAAGUUCGUGCAGCUGAUUCGCGAGAACUGGGAUCGUUUGGCUGCUUCUAUCACGCUUGAGCAGGGGAAGGUUGUUUCUGAUGCUAAGGGUGAUGUGCACCGUGGUCUUCAGGUCGCUGAGAGCGCGUGUGGUAUCACGUCGCAGCUUACUGGUGAGGUGUUGGAGGUGGCCAAGGAUAUGGAGACGAGGAAUUACCGCGAGCCGUUGGGAGUUGUCGCGGCCAUCUGCCCAUUCAACUUCCCCGCCAUGAUCCCAUUGUGGUCCAUCCCAAUCGCCACUGUCACCGGUAACUGCCUGAUCCUCAAGCCAUCCGAGCGUGACCCCGGCGCGGCCAUGAUUCUCGCCGAGCUUGCAAAGGAAGCCGGUCUUCCAGAUGGUGUGCUGAACAUCGUGCACGGCUCGCACAGGGCCGUGGACUUCAUCCUCGAUGCGCCAGAGAUCAAGGCCAUCAGCUUUGUCGGCAGCAACAAGGCCGGAGAGUACAUCUACAGCCGAGGCUCCGAGAACGGGAAGCGUGUCCAGGCCAACCUCGGCGCAAAGAACCACGCUGCUGUCUUGCCGGACUGCAACAAGAACCACGCUCUCAACUCCAUCGUUGGCGCCGCAUUCGGUGCUGCGGGACAGAGAUGCAUGGCGCUCAGCACCCUGGUUAUGGUUGCUGAGAGCAAGGACUGGCUUCCUGAGCUUGCUGACCUCACUAAGUCGCUGGUCCUUAACGGUGGGUUCGAGAAGGACUCUGAUCUUGGCCCGGUUAUCAGCAAGCACAGCAAGGAGCGCAUUGAGGGUCUGAUUGCCAGCGCUGAGGAGGAGGGCGCUACUAUCCUCCUCGAUGGUAGGGGCUACAAGCCCGCUGACCCCAAGUUCGCUAACGGCAACUGGGUCGGCCCAACCAUCAUCACCGGCGUCAAGCCGCACAUGAAGUGCUACACCGAGGAGAUCUUCGGCCCCGUCCUCAUCGCCCUCGAAGUCCCCACCCUCACCAACGCCAUCGACCUCAUCAACGCCAACGAAUACGGCAACGGCGUCGCCAUCUUCACCAAGUCCGGCGCGACCGCGCAGGCGUUCCAGAAGCACAUCGAGUGCGGCCAGGUCGGCAUCAACGUCCCGAUCCCCGUGCCGAUCGGGGUGUCGAACUUCUCGUUCACGGGGAACAAGAAGAGUAUUGCGGGGGGAGGGGCGAAUACGUUUUAUGGAAAGAUUGGAUUGAACUUCUAUACGCAGCAGAAGACGGUGACGAGUUUGUGGAAGGAGGAGGAUGCGUUGGCGACGAAGGCGGAUGUGUCGAUGCCGGUUCAUCAUUAGGGGGGUGU